This is a messenger RNA of Macadamia integrifolia, 1260 nucleotides long. RefSeq names its product ATP-dependent Clp protease proteolytic subunit 4, chloroplastic. Lineage: Eukaryota; Viridiplantae; Streptophyta; Magnoliopsida; Proteales; Proteaceae. The transcript is spliced from 3 exons. Bases 68 to 994 code for a protein of 308 amino acids. The record is from RefSeq and is a predicted model, not a curated record. Gene Ontology annotation, molecular function: ATP-dependent peptidase activity; serine-type endopeptidase activity; ATPase binding. Gene Ontology annotation, biological process: protein quality control for misfolded or incompletely synthesized proteins. Gene Ontology annotation, cellular component: endopeptidase Clp complex.
GCGUUGGAUUGCAUUUCAUUCUCUCUCAUUCUCUCUCUCUCUCUCUCUCUCUCACAGGCAUUUCGCCAUGAACGCCCUCUCAAUGUCUACUCUCCUCACACAACAUUCUGCUUCACUUAAACUACGCAACACUUACCAAAAAUCCCCUACCUUCUCAGUCCAAGCUCACAUUUCUUCUUCUUCUACUUCUUCUUCUUCUGUCGCGAACUUCCAUGGCUCCCAACCAAGAACCUCACCUACGUUUGAACUUCCAAAGUUAGGGUUUGACCUCGAAACUUCUUCACAUCCUCUAUGCCCAUCUUUGAAUUCUCCACAGACACAAGAAAUGGCCAUGAGAGGCGCAGCAUCAGAUGUGAUGGGGUUGCUGCUGAAGGAGAGGAUUGUGUUCCUGGGCAGCAGUAUCGAUGAUUUUGUCGCUGAUGCAACUAUUAGUCAAUUGUUGCUCUUGGAUGCUCAAGAUCCCACCAAAGAUAUUCGUCUCUUCGUUAAUUCUCCCGGAGGGUCCCUGAGUGCAACAAUGGCAAUUUAUGACGUCGUGCAACUCGUGAGGGCAGAUGUUUCCACCAUUGCACUUGGAAUCACAGCAUCAACUGCCUCAAUCAUCCUUGGUGGUGGCACCAAAGGUAAACGUCUUGCAAUGGCUAAUUCACGGAUAAUGCUUCAUCAACCUCUUGGAGGUGCUAGUGGGCAAGCGAUAGAUGUGGAGAUUCAGGCCCGAGAGAUUAUGCAUAAUAAGAAUAAUGUCACUCGGAUCAUUUCUAGUUUCACUGGAAGGACAUUUGAACAAGUCCAAAAAGAUAUUGACAGGGAUCGGUACAUGUCUCCGAUUGAAGCUGUUGAAUACGGCAUUAUAGAUGGAGUUAUUGAUAGAGAUGGCAUUAUCCCACUUGAGCCAGUACCGGAGAGGGUUAAAUCGAGACUGAAUUAUGAGGAAAUUAGUAAAGAUCCAAGAAAAUUCCUGACACCAGAUAUUCCUGAUGAUGAGAUAUACUAGCUUCGGGGACAUUAGAUGCAGUUUAGUGGGUUUUAUGACCUUCUUUCCUCCAAGGUUGGUGCGGGGAAGCUCCUGAGCAGUUAGCAUGUUUGACAAAGACGAUAUGAUUUGGUUUAGAUUGUGGAAGAGCUGCCUUGGUUUUUUGUUUUCAGUAACUCCUGAUCUUGUAAAACAAUGUCAAAGUAUACUCUUGAGAUAUUGAUUCUUCACAAAUUGUACUGGAUACUUUGGUUGUAGUUUUCAGGUUAUUAAUUACCAUUGUCUGA